UCUAAACAACAGGAUCCCAGGCUCUUCACUGUUGCAUUAGGAUUGAUUCUCUUUUUGAAACAAUGGACAACAGUCCUUUGCAGGUGUUGACUGUCCCCACAGCCCCUUACCCCGACCAGAGACCCAGCAACAGCGGACUGAGGAAAAAGGUCUAUGUAUUCCAGUCCAGGAGGAACUACCUACACAACUUCAUCCAGAGUAUCUUCUCCUCCAUUGACCUACGGGACCGUCAGGGUUCAACUGUGGUGGUGGGAGGGGACGGUCGCUUCUUCAACCAAACAGCUAUUAAGGUCAUUGUGCAGAUGGCAGCUGCCAACGGGGUGGGUCGUCUGAUCAUUGGACACCAUGGGAUAAUGUCCACACCGGCCAUCUCCUGUGUAAUCAGGAAGCACAAAGCCAUUGGUGGCAUCAUCCUGACUGCCAGCCACAACCCUGGGGGACCUGAUGGAGACUUUGGCAUUAGGUUCAAUACUGCAAAUGGAGGCCCAGCUAAGGAUGCAGUUACAAACAAGAUCUUUCAGAUCAGCAGGACCAUUGAGGAGUUUGCCAUCUGCCCUGGACUGCAAGUGGAUCUGACAACCCUGGGCAAGCAGAUGUUUGAUCUAGAGAACAAGUUCAAACCCUUCACAGUGGAAAUUGUGGACUCUGUCGAAUCCUAUGCUAACUUGUUGAGGAACAUCUUUGACUUUGCUGCCCUGAAGGAACUUCUCUCUGGAGAAAACCACAUCACGAUAAGACUAGAUGCCAUGCAUGGAGUGGUAGGACCGUAUGUGAGGAGAAUACUCUGUGAGGAGCUGGGCUGCCCUGCCAAUUCUGCCGUCAACUGUGUCCCAUUGGAGGACUUUGGGGGUCAACACCCUGAUCCGAACCUCACAUACGCUGCAGAUCUGGUUGACAGCAUGAGAGAUGGACAGUAUGAUUUUGGUGCAGCAUUUGAUGGUGAUGGGGACCGUAACAUGAUCCUUGGUAAGCACGGCUUCUUCGUCAGCCCACCUGACUCUGUGGCUGUGAUUGCUGACAACAUCUUCUGCAUCCCAUACUUCCAGCAUACAGGGGUGAGGGGCUUCGCCCGCAGCAUGCCCACAAGCGCAGCCUUAGACAGAGUUGCCAAGGCAACAAAAAUAGAUUUAUAUGAAACUCCCACUGGGUGGAAGUACUUUGGGAACCUAAUGGAUGCAGGCAGACUGUCGUUGUGUGGAGAGGAAAGCUUUGGUACAGGUGGAGACCAUAUUCGUGAGAAGGAUGGGCUUUGGGCCGUGCUGGCAUGGCUGUCCAUCCUGGCAAAUAGACAGCAGAGUGUGGAGGAUAUUAUGAAGGACCACUGGCUAAAAUAUGGAAGAAACUACUUCACUAGAUAUGACUAUGAGAAUGUAGACAUAGACACAGCCUGUGAGAUGAUGGAGGAUUUGGAGAUUAUGAUCAGCGACAAAUCCUUUGUGAAGCAGAGGUUUGCUGUGGAAGACAAAAUCUACAAAGUGGAAAAAGCAGACAACUUUGAGUACACAGACCCAGUAGACAGCACCAUCACCAGGAACCAGGGUCUGCGGAUAAUCUUCUCUGAUGGUUCACGAAUUAUCUACAGACUCAGUGGGACGGGUAGUCAUGGGGCAACAGUUCGAAUCUACAUAGACAGCUAUGAGAAGGAGCAAAUCUUUGAAGAUCCACAGGUGCUGCUUGCACCCCUGGUAACCAUUGCUCUGAAGAUUUCCCAGCUCCAUCACAGGACGGGUCGAAGUGGCCCAUCAGUCAUCACAUAACUCCUCCCAUGUUAGUCGGCCAUUGCUUUAGUAAUGUCCUUGUUGUUCUUAUUUCCAGAUUUUUGUAUAAACUGAGCUUCAAUUCCAACAGUAGCUGCACGAUGUAAAGUAGUUUGAUUUUAGGCUAAAAUAUAUUCAGUGAUUCUUUGUGUACCACAUUAAACUGCUUUUUAUUUUUGG
Messenger RNA from Scatophagus argus, 1937 nucleotides. RefSeq names its product phosphoglucomutase-1-like. Gene Ontology annotation, cellular component: cytosol. Gene Ontology annotation, biological process: carbohydrate metabolic process. The transcript has 11 exons. Bases 63 to 1757 code for a protein of 564 amino acids. NCBI's taxonomy places the organism in Eukaryota, Metazoa, Chordata, Actinopteri, Scatophagidae. Gene Ontology annotation, molecular function: magnesium ion binding; phosphoglucomutase activity. The record is from RefSeq and is a predicted model, not a curated record.